Candidula unifasciata is the source of this 1761-nucleotide messenger RNA. NCBI's taxonomy places the organism in Eukaryota, Metazoa, Mollusca, Gastropoda, Stylommatophora, Geomitridae. The record is from the annotation of a GenBank genome assembly.
AUGGCCUCAAAGAUCAGAUGUAAUUAUGAAAUCCUAGGAGUAGAGCGUGAUGUCACUGUGGAUGAUUUGAAGAAGGCAUACAGAAAAUUAGCACUGAAGUUCCAUCCAGACAAAAAUCCUGACAAUAUAGAAGAAGCCACUGCUCAGUUCAGAUUGGUGCAGCAAGCGUACGAAGUCCUGAGUGAUCCACAAGAGAGAGCUUGGUAUGACAAGCACAGGGAAGCUAUCCUUAGAGGAGGUUUGGGCAAGGGAGACAAGUACGAUGAUAACAGUGUGGAUAUUUUCCCCUAUUUCAACUCAUCCUGUUACUCUGGAUAUGGGGAUGAUGAAAAUGGAUUCUAUGCCGUUUAUAGCAAAGUUUUUGAGUCUCUGGCCGAGGAGGAUUAUGCUUUCAUGCCAGAAAGAAAAGCAGAUGAAGAGUUCCCCAAGUUUGGUAACUCCCAGUCAGAUUAUGAUGAGGUUGUUGGCCCCUUCUAUGCAUUUUGGUCCAGCUUCUGCACGAGUAAGUCAUACGUGUGGGAAGAAAAGUACGACACACGAGAAGCUCCUGACAGGCGGUGCCGGAGGGCCAUGGAAGCUGAGAACAAGAAGUUGAGAGAGGCUGCUAAAAAAGAAAGAAAUGAGGAAAUUCGGAGUCUUGUUGCAUUUGUGAAAAAGCGAGACAAAAGAGUUCUGGCGUACAAGAGAAAGCUGGAGGAAAGGCAUGCUGAAAUUGAAAAGAAGACUCGAGAAAAAAGGGAAGAGGAUCUGAGGAAUCAAAAAAGGAGACUGGAAAAUUAUCAAGAAGCUGGUUGGUCAUCCAUGUCUGGACUAGAAAAUGACCUGCAGCAGCUGGAAGCUCAUUUAGAUGAACACUUUGGAGAAAAUGAGAACGUUUCAGAUGAGCAGGUGGAAAAUGGAUUUGAAGCAGAAGAAAAUGGAGAAGAAGAUGACACAGUUUACUAUGAUGAUCUCUACUGUGUUGCUUGCAAUAAAGCUUUCAAAAGUGACCGAGCGUUUUCCAACCAUGAAAAUUCCCGCAAGCACAAAGAGAUGAUGGCUGUACUCGCUGAAGAAAUGCAACAUGAGGAUGCAGAAAAUCAAGACACUGUAGGCGGGAAUAUAGAAGAUGAAGGUGAUGCUGCUGGGAAAACAGAAACGAAAACUGAAAGUGAUCAGGUGGAUGCUAAUGGUAUUAAAGAGGAACUUUUAUCUUCAGAAGAUGAACUGUUUGACCAAAAACAAAAGCUGUCUAAGAAAGCAAAGAAGAAACGUCGAACGAAAGUCUUGCUUGAUGCAGAAGAAGAUAUCUUGUGUGAGGAAAUAGCAGAAAUUAAUUUGUCUAAUGAUAUUAUCAGUGCAAGUUCCAAGAAGCAGAAGAAGAAAGCUGCAAAGAUGAAUUCUUUAAAGGUUACAGAUGAUGUAGAAAACAAACCAGAUGACAGUCCAAGUAAAGAGACAACAGAUGAGACAGGGAAUGAAGAACCAGUUGCUGACACAAAGGUGUUGGUAGAGGACUCAGGAAAUGCUGAGCAUGAUAACCUGACUCCGGAUGUAGAAGAUGAAAAUUGUAAACCCAAAGGGAAAAAUAAAACUUCAAAGCCUAAAGAAGCAGUCAGAUGUCAUGUCUGCCAGCGAGGCUAUGUAUCCAGGAAUAAACUGUUUGAACAUAUCAAACAGACAGGCCACGCCUUGAGAGUAGAUGCUGUGGAAAACGGGAGUGGUGCUGCAGACACGGAUGAUGACAGAGGAAAGAAAGGAAAAAGAAGAAACAGAAGAUGA